AUGGACGAGGCUCUUGUGGAAGAACGGGCUGCUCGCCGCCAUGCUCUGGCUAAGAUUGAACGUUUGAUCAAGCAAGCCCCAAGUCAACAUAUCGAAGCGGCCGAGCUGAAAGCGGCCGGAAUCCGCCAGUUCCCGCUGUCCCUAGAGGGUACCCAACACCAGCCGUCCUUUUUCGAGCCCUACCGAGGAAAGCUUCCUCUUCCCGAGCGGGAGGAUGAGUUUUUAGAAGUUGAGGCCGACCCGGAUCACAUCAUGGCGAACAACCGUGAUUUGGAGCACUUUCUCAGCGAUCAUUUCAAUGGAUGCUUAUACUAUAUGUGGCGAGAUUCUCCCCAGAUUAUUCCGCCUUCUGGCCAAUACCGACAGAUCGGCGACUACAAGUUCGGUCAGCUUUUGGAGUGUAUCACGUUCUCCUGGGAAGCUGUCUCGGUCACGGAUUGCUCGGGGGGCAACUAUCCGCAUUUCAAGGCCAUGGUGCUAAGUGAUGCAAUGGGCGAUGGUCGACUGCUUCGGGGAGAAAUCAUGACCAUCACCGAUAUCAUGGCUGCGCGUCUGAGGACCAAGUCGCUUCGCCCGCAUAUCAUUGCUCCAAUGCUUGUGUACUCUUUUAUGGGUCUGUGCCACGUUCGCGUCCUGGAGGCUGACUUCGAUGGGGAGCAUCUUAAUAUCCGCGUCUCCAAAUUAUAUGACUUCACCAAGAAGAACACCGAUGCUGUGCAACUGCUCGCGCGUUAUUGGUUUGGAGGAGCACGCGGGCAGACAAAGAUGAAAUUCCCCUGA
Molecule: messenger RNA, 780 nt
Organism: Aspergillus ibericus CBS 121593
Lineage: Eukaryota; Fungi; Ascomycota; Eurotiomycetes; Eurotiales; Aspergillaceae
Exons: 3
Coding region: 1-780 (259 amino acids)
Source: RefSeq, a predicted model, not a curated record